Messenger RNA from Cannabis sativa, 2646 nucleotides. RefSeq lists its product as uncharacterized. Gene Ontology annotation, biological process: proteolysis. Gene Ontology annotation, molecular function: cysteine-type peptidase activity. The record is from RefSeq and is a predicted model, not a curated record. The transcript has 10 exons. Lineage: Eukaryota; Viridiplantae; Streptophyta; Magnoliopsida; Rosales; Cannabaceae. The coding region runs from base 496 to 2646 and encodes 716 amino acids.
AAAUGGUAUAUAAACGGAAGAGGGGGGUUGCUGCAGACAAAAAGGAUGCAGCAGAGAUAAAGAAGAAGGAUCCGAAGGAAGCUUGGGCGAAGUACUAGUGAGUUAUUUGUGGCAGUUAUUUUAGUGGUAAUAUUUUUUGGUUUUGAAAAUAAUAUUUGUAAUUCCAUUCCUUUAUUUAAUUGAUGCAGCCAAGCCAAUUUCUAUGCUUAUGCUGAUGCACACAAAGAAAAACCUAAAGCAGAUGUGCUUCGUAGUUUUAAGGAGCAAUUCAAGCUUCUUAGCGAUGAAGAGAUUGACAAUUGGGCUUCAUACGAAGUCGAGGCUUCCCCCUCCAAGGUUGGUGGUAGAGGGAAAGGGAAGAAGGUGAAGGAGACAUUAUCUGCUGAGCCAGGGAUUGACAACAACGAAGGUGUGGGGGACGUUCAAGUUUCUGGCCGUUGCUCAUUCGAGCGUUUGGGGAGAAUAGUCCCACUGCUCAACGAGGCUCAAAAAGAAAUGGUGAGAAAUGCCGGUUUCUCAACAUUUUUAAGGGAGGAUGCCCCGUACAUAGACGCUAAGAUAGUUAGUUGGCUGAUCGAUCACGUGGAUCCAACCACUUCUCGGCUGGAGAUAUUUGGAAGAACGAUCCAACUAUCCUCCAAGCUGUUUGAGGAUGUCAUGGGAAUCCGGGAUGGCGGAGAACCCGUGGCAACCGAAAGUGAGCGUGACCUGGUUGAGUUUGACGUCCUCUUCAAGGCCAAGGACUAUAGGUAUUCCCUGACUUUGCUGGAGAAUGAGCUCAGGGAAACCAGCGACAGUGACUACCUGUUUCUCAUUAAGUUUCUCCUUGUCUGUAUUGGAACUGUGUUGCUGCCGAAGAAUGGUACCGAGGUCAGCACUAGCUACAUGCAUUCUUUAGUUGACAUAAGGUCAAUUAAGAAGAAGAAUUGGGCGACUGCCGGAUAUCGAUAUCUAAUGAGCUCUCUACACCGGUACAAGACGAAGAACACCAAAAAUGUCUCCGGUUGCACGAUAUUUUUACAGCUUGUAUAUUUGACGCACGUAGACUGGACUGCUACUCACGUGGACCGAACUGUGGCUCCAAUUGACUUUUGGACCACAAAACACUGCAAGUCAGUGUACAAGUGGAUUCGAGACCAGGGUGGUCACACAAGUGGAAAGGUGAAGUUGACUAACACGUAUGUGUUACUGCCAAGUUUUGAAUCCGCUGCAGUUGGGCAACCCACAAAUGACGCAAUAUACAAAGCUGUGUGUGAGUUGAAAGAUGAGGUCUUCCGGCUUGAUUUGAAGGUGAGCAGCGCAAAAGAGCUGUUACUGAAGGUACUCUCCACUUACCUUGGGAAGGGGACUAUGAAAGAAGUGUUGGAGAUACCUGAGACGAGCAAAGUUCAGCGCUCGCUUUCGUUCAACGGGGAGACCGAGAAGAAGGAUGACGUGGGUGUCGAGGAAAAGGAUGGUGAAGGGACGAAGGAUCAAUUGGAAGAGGAUGUUGAUGAUGUAGAGAGUGUCCCUUCACUUAAUCUAUCAGAAGAGAAGGUCGUUGUUCCAACUAAGGUGGUUGUUUCUGAUGAUUCGUUUGAGGUUAUGAACUUUUGGGGAGAAGAUCUCCCCGCUAUUGUAAAAGAGGAAGUUGAGCAGACAGUGAAGGAUGAUUUUGAUGAUGCUGCGUUCGAAAGAUUCAAAGAAUCUGGAGGGAAGGUGAUUGGUCCGUUCACUGUGAAGAAGGGUUACUCAAAUCAACAGUACGAGUUGUUCCGUUACAUUUUCUCUAGCGCCAAUGAUCCGAGUGAAGUGUUAGCCCAUUUUGGGAAGGUUGAGGUCGAGCGGAGGUAUUUCAAAUGCAUGAAACCGGAGACCGAUAUAUCAAACAGUGUCAUUGAUUGCUUUGCUCAAAUCAUGAAUUUUCGAGAGAAGAAGCGCAACGGCAUUGGAAGUAAGAGAACUUGGUUUAUGCCCACCAGAAUUUCGAGCAAGUUACUUGGAAGAACGAUGACUGUGGAGAGGAUGGCGAAGGAGCAAGAGUGGUCCACUCUUUAUUACGAUGCAGAUUUGAGUUUAUGUCACACUAUGGUGGUACCCCUACUGGAUACCGAUAGUGCUCCGCACUGGUUUGCGGCGAAUGUGAGCAUGGUUAAUACAACAGUGGAAAUUAGGGACUCGUUGUCUUCUGCAAUGCAUAAGAGGUCACGUCGGAGCACCUGCGUAGAGAUGCUCCAGACUUUGGACCAAUUGUUUGCCCCUGUCAAUCCAGGAGACCUGAAUUUCAGCGAGUUUGUAAUUAUUUCUUCAAGCAAGGACUACCCACAACAACAAAAUGGCCACGAUUGUGGAAUGUUUGUAAUGAAGUACAUGGAAUCACUGUUCGAGGAAAAUGAAAUAUUGGAAGAGUUUGAUCCUAUUGAAGCCAGACUGGAUUGUGUUGGGAAAAUUGUCACCCACGAGAGUAACAAGGCUAAACAUGCUGUGAUGGAGGGAGUUAAGAAGCAAUUUGGAUUGAGCAAAACCAAAGUUCUUCCAUCAACAUCUACAACUAUACCAUUACGUAGUCCAUCAAGGUCUCCUCGAGACCCCCGAUUCAAGACAAAUAAGGCCGUGUCCGAAAACAUGUGGAGGCAAGAGCAAGUCCCCGAAAACACGUCAUUCUAA